CCUCGAGCUUGACAGCGUGUGUAGAGGCGGGGGAUUCAUGCGAACAGACCGACUGACUGGAGGUCUGCUGCGGACUUCAGUCGGAGCAGCCGACAGCUCUGAAAUAAGGUGGAAAAGUUCGUACUGCCGCAGAACUCCGAGACACCGGCGGACUUUUUCAAGUUCCCCCAGUCAGACAUGAGGAGCCCUCAAGGCCUGGGUUGCUGAGCAGCUGAGGUCACAGUUCAAGUGCUUGUUCCGGCAGUCAUGGCUGACAGAGAGGGGCUGUCCAUCGCCCCGGGGCAGGUCUACAUCGAGGUGGAGUAUGACUAUGAGUACAAGGCCAAAGACAAGAUGGUGACUAUCCGCCAGGGAGAGUGGUACAUGCUGGUGAAGAAGACCAAUGAGGACUGGUGGCAGGUGAAGAAGGAAGAGGGCACGAAGGCCUUUUACGUGCCGGCGCAGUAUGUCAAGGAGGUGCGUCGGGCACUCAUGCCCCCUCAGAAGCCCACCCUGAGGGCCAAGCCCACUGUUUUGGAUAUCCGUCGGGCAUCCGAUGAAAACCUCAACAGACCACAGCCAGAAAUGUCCAGCUUUGGUCGCCCGUCACCUUCCUCCACUCCGUCGCCAUCCUCUGACCGCGUCACACCGCCGGUCCUGCCCAAGGAUGCUAACCAGAAUGUGGGAAGUCCCCAUCACUGCAAGGUUGUAGCUGAACUGGUCCUUCUUCACAACAAUAACAACCAUCACCACGCCAACAAUUCCACGCUGCCAAGGACACGGGCAGACUCGCCUCCGCUCAAAGUGGGGUACAACCAUAACAAAAGUCCAGAUAGUGACAAGGCCUCCCCACCGUGCGACCUGCCAGGAGAAGGGCUGAACAAGCUGCACAACGACUCUGAGUCCGGGGACGAGCUGAGCAGCAGCUCAACAGAACACAUGCAGACAACAUCUCCUACAGGUCAGGGUCGGUCCGACUCGCCGGUCUACACCAACCUCCAGGAGCUGAAGAUCUCUCAGUCCAGCCUGCCGCCCGUCCCCUCCAGCUCCCCUCUCCACAUCUUGGGCGACUGGGAAACCCACAAAGAUCUGAGUGGCAGGCAUUUCUACUACAACCGUGCCACCGGAGAGCGCACCUGGAAGCCGCCACGCGCCAGGGACACGAGCAGCAGCACUAGCAGUAUCCGAGGAGACAGCCAGGGCACAGCGGAGAGUGAGCCACUGUCCUCAGAGGAAAACUGUCACAGCACCCACUCGAGUCAGUCUGACAGCCAGUAUGGGUCGCCCCCUAGAGGCUGGUCUGAGGAGCUGGAUGAACAUGGACACACACUCUACGUCUCUGAAUACACACAGGAGAAGUGGAUCAAACAUGUGGAUGAACAAGGCCGGCCCUACUACUACAGCGCUGAUGGAUCCAGGUCAGAAUGGGAACUGCCCAAGUACAACAUCUCCCCUCAGUCAGGAGAGGCACCCAAGAGUCGCAGUCUGGAGAGGAAGCAGCAGGAUCCCAUCGUCCUCACCAAGUGGAGACACAGCACCUACGUCUUGGACCUAAAUGACAAGGAGUGUGCUCCGGCGCCCAAGCAGAGCUCUCCAGACUCUGACUCCUGCCCCUCAUCUCCUAAGCACCCCUCGACACCUUCAGAGAAGUGUGGAGUCCUCAAUGUCACCAAAAUCACAGAGAAUGGAAAGAAAGUCAGGAAGAACUGGACCUCCUCGUGGACUGUGCUGCAGGGAUUCUCCCUGCUCUUUGCAAAGGGUCAGGGGGGCAGCACCAGCUGGAAGUUUGGGAGCAACCAGUCGAAGCCCGAGUUCACCAUUGAUCUGCGAGGAGGAUCGGUGGAGUGGGCCUCCAAGGACAAGUCGAGCAAGAAACACGUCAUCGAGCUGAAGACUCGUCAAGGGACGGAGCUGCUGAUCCAGUCAGAGAUCGACAGCGUCAUCAACGAUUGGUACCGGGCUCUCACAGAGACCAUCAACACACAUGCCUGGGAGUCAGAUGAGGCCAUUGAGGAAGACAUGCCUGAGUCUCCAGGAGCUGAGAAACAGGACAAGGAGAAAGACCACCGGGACUCUAAGAAGAACAGAGUGAUGAAGACUUCUGUGAGUAUGGACUCAUCAGACCAGAAGAAAACCAGGAUGAAGCUCAAGAAGUUCCUGAUUCGUCGACCCACCUAUCAGGCUGUCCGAGACAAAGGCUACAUCAAAGAUCAGGUGUUUGGCUGCAGUCUGACCAGUCUGUGCCAGCGGGAAACAACAUCGGUGCCCAACUUUGUCAAAAUGUGCAUCGACCACGUGGAGAACACAGGUCUCAAUGUGGACGGCUUAUACAGAGUGAGUGGGAACCUUGCCGUGAUCCAGAAGCUCCGCUUUGCUGUGAAUCAUGAUGAGAAGGUGGAACUGAAUGACAGCAAGUGGGAGGACAUCCACGUCACCACCGGAGCCCUCAAGAUGUUCUUCAGGGAGCUUCCUGAGCCUCUCUUCUCAUACGGAUCCUUCAAUGACUUUGUCAAUGCCAUCAAAUGCUCCGACUACAAGCAGCGGGUGAAUUCAAUCAAAGACUUAAUCAAGAAGUUGCCAAAACCCAACCACGACACAAUGCAAGUCCUCUUCAAACACCUGCGCAGGGUGAUCGAACACGGAGAGGCCAACCGCAUGACCACCCAGAGCGUGGCCAUCGUAUUUGGACCCACUCUGCUGAGGCCCGAGACCGAAACGGGCAACAUCGCGGUCCACAUGGUCUACCAGAACCAGAUAGUGGAGCUCAUACUGCUCGAGUACGAAAGCAUCUUCGGCAGGUAGAGGUGCCUGCUCACAAGAGGAUUCAGGCCUUUUCAAACACGGGCUUCUUUUCCUUUUUCCCCUCUUUUCUUUGAGCUGAACAUUGCUGUGGACCAAGCAGGUGGGAGAAAAAAACCCAAAAUACAUUCAUUAACAGGGCAGGUUACGAAAGUGUUGCACUUACAGAAGUUUUGGAGAUGAGUUAAAAAAAAGGUGUACAGACCUCACGCUUUUUCAGUUGCCAUUCCUGCUUGCGAGUAGCAGGGCCGGACAAUGGACAGUGUUUGAGAGUGAUGACGUGUGGACAUCCUUGUGAUUUUGGUGGAUUUAAGUAUUCAGGUGUUUUCACAUACACUGGAUCCCUGUGGCCAGUAUUUCAAACUUCAAAGCGGAAUCGGUGUAAGCCGCGGUUAUGGGCUACCUUAUGAGCCUGACCGGCGAGCUCAUUCCUUCAGCGAGGGGAUGAGCUGAAUCUGAACUGGAUAGGUUUUGUGCGUCGUGGAGCGUCGUCUGUGAUGUAUCAGCCGUGUGUGGAAAAAAAAAAAAAAAAAUCAGUGUUAUAUCUUUUGGCACUUGGAUCAACUGGAGUUACAGAUCGUGUCCCCAACUUCCCACAGUCCCUCUUACCUUAACGACACCAUCUUACCCCCGCCCCCUCCCUCACCCACCAACUCCCCCUUUAAACCAGUGUUAAGCAUUAACCCUGUGACAUAAGCGUCCUGUGACUUGAAUGAUUGUGUGUGUGUGUGUGUGUGUGUGUGUGUGUGUGUGUGUGAAUUAACCUAAAUGGAAUAAAACCUGAGCAGAAGUGUCCUCGUCUUGCCACCGUGUACAAACUGCGUGUCGUGUCGUCUUACGUGCUUUGGUAAAGUUUCCGUUAAGCUGCCGUGGGGGGGUUUGGGCAUCAUCUGUGCUCCUCUGUGAACUUCAGUGUUUGUUUCUUCAGUGGCAGGAAACAUCACCGAGGUGCCAGUGUUACUGGAAGACAACUAAGUGGAUUUCUGGGAACUGCAGUGUUACCAAUUUUUACAUAAAUUGUCUCUGACUGGCUUGACGACCCCUCUCUUCAGCUAAGCUAAAAUUCAAGUAUUUGGAGAAGGGAAACGGUACAGAGGAUAUUUCAGAGGUUGACCUAUGGGUGUUAGAAUGCAAAAAGAGCCUUUAAAAAAAACGUUCAGAGCAUAUGUACAGUGACAGAAACUAGUCGUUACAAUGUGUUAUAGUGACAGGUAUGUAUGCUUUGAUGGUGAACUAGUGAAAGAUGAUUUUUGAUUUUGUACAUUUCAAUUAAAACAUGACAAUACACAGAUUGUGGAAAAAAAAACAACAACAAACAUGAUCGACUGUUACUUUUGUUUGAAGGUGUAUCUGGAGUGUUUGCGCAUGGUCAGCUGCACAUUUUGAAUGUAAUUUUCAGGCUAACUGCUGUUUGUGAAAUUGCUA
Molecule: messenger RNA, 4203 nt
Organism: Larimichthys crocea (large yellow croaker)
Lineage: Eukaryota; Metazoa; Chordata; Actinopteri; Sciaenidae
Gene: arhgap12b
Product: Rho GTPase activating protein 12b
Exons: 18
Coding region: 247-2781 (844 amino acids)
Biological process (GO): signal transduction; regulation of GTPase activity
Cellular component (GO): cytoplasm
Molecular function (GO): protein binding
Source: RefSeq, a predicted model, not a curated record